GGUGACAGACCCCGCUGCAGCCAGCAGUAGCUCGUCCUCCAGUUUUCCAGGGGUGGUUAGUCCUACCCGACCUUCUGUAGCAAUGUCUCCAAGUGCUGUCGGUGCCAACGAGGUGUUUUUCGAGACUGGAGGUGCGGCCGUGACGCUAACCCCGGACACCCCUCAGCCUCCCUCGCUCACCGGCCACCAGCCCUGCUCCCGUGUCAGGUCCACGCCCGCCGCACCGAGCCCGGUCACGGCCGUUAAUUCUCUGGAUUCACGCCAGAGGCAGAGGAAUGUGUCUGGUUCUCCUGGACCCAAGGUGCCAAAGAGAGUCCACUUCAUCAAGACUAUGAAGCAGUAUGAUACCAAAGGUUGCAGGAUCAUGCUGAUUUGUGCCAAGCGGUCGCUAUAUGCUGCUUUCUCAGUGCUGCCCUAUGGAGAGAGUGCUCACCUCAGUGAUCCUAAGCUGGAGGCUCAGAGACAAAGGCUGUCAUCUGCGGUGGCUGCAGACCUGCUUCCUUCCCUGGAAGGUGUCGAACUGGGCGCCUAUGGCAAGACGGUGUCAUACGCUCAGUUCCUUUAUCCAACCAAUGCCCUGGUGAGGGAGACAAGUGGCGGUGUGCUGGAGAUCUGCACAGCUCAGCCUCCUCCGGCACGUUUCCGUGGCAACGGGCAGAGGAACUUCCCCCCUGGUCGUUUGAACAGCAGCGUGGCACAGGACCCAUAUACGGAGGAGAUGGCAGAGUAUGACCCUAACCUGCUCAGUGACCCUCAGUGGCCCUGUGGGAGACACAAGAGAGUUCUAAUAUUCGCCUCAUAUGUGACGACUGUUAUUGAGUAUGUGAAACCAUCUGACCUGAAGAAGGACAUGAAUGAGACUUUCAAGGAGAAGUUUCCUCACAUUAAGCUGACGCUGAGCAAAAUAAGAAGCCUGAAGAGGGAGAUGCGGGCCAUGAGCGAGGAGUGUGGGCUCCAGCCGGUCACCAUAUCAAUGGCUUAUGUUUACUUUGAGAAGCUGGUGCUGCAGGGUCGCCUCAACAAGCAGAACAGGAAGCUGGUGGCAGCAGCGUGUGUGCUGCUGGCUGCAAAGAUCAGCAGUGAUCUGCGGAAGCCAGAAGUCAAACAGCUCAUUGAUAAGCUGGAGGAGCGUUUCCGUAUAAACAGACGAGAGUUGGUUCCUCUGGAGUUCCCGGUGCUGGUUGCCUUGGAGAUGGGACUCUACCUCCCUGAGAGCAAGGUCAUGCCGCACUACCGCAAACUGGUGCAGCAGGGUUAGACCGCCUGUGGUAGUAUCUGACACUCUGCUGGUUUCAUUAAUAACACCAGCAGGUGUGUGUGUGUGUGUGUGUGUGUGUGCGUGUGUGUGCGUGUGCUAAA
Monopterus albus (swamp eel) is the source of this 1359-nucleotide messenger RNA. Its product is annotated as CDK5 and ABL1 enzyme substrate 2-like. The record is from RefSeq and is a predicted model, not a curated record. The coding region runs from base 83 to 1258 and encodes 391 amino acids. NCBI's taxonomy places the organism in Eukaryota, Metazoa, Chordata, Actinopteri, Synbranchiformes, Synbranchidae. Gene Ontology annotation, biological process: regulation of cell cycle. The transcript has 9 exons.